Hydra vulgaris (swiftwater hydra) is the source of this 1625-nucleotide messenger RNA. The record is from RefSeq and is a predicted model, not a curated record. NCBI's taxonomy places the organism in Eukaryota, Metazoa, Cnidaria, Hydrozoa, Anthoathecata, Hydridae.
UUAUCAAAAUUGCAGAGUCUACACCAACAUCAAAAAAAGUACAACUUGCGACACUUGCUACAACAGACUGGUCAAUAAAAGAGGUAUCUGAAACAUUGCAUGUAACGAACUAUGUAGUUCUAACUGCACGUAAGGUAACAUUUGAAAAUGGUAUUUUAACCAUGCCUAAUCCUAAAUUAGGAAAAGCUCUUCCUGAUGUAACAGUUCAACUGGUCAAAACCUUUUACAAAGACGAUGAACAUAGCCGUGUAAUGCCUGGUAAAAAGGACUAUAUAAGCAUAAAGAAAAAUGUCCACAUGCAAAAACGUUUGCUCUUAUGUCAUUUAAAGGAAUUGUUUGUUGCCUUUAAAACCAAGAACCCAGAAAUAGAAAUAGAAUUUUCAAGGUUUUGCACCUUGCGACCUAAAUGGUGUAUUACUGUUGGUGCCUCAGGAACACAUACUGUAUACGUCUGUGCUAUUCAUCAAAAUUUGAAACUGCUUUUACAUCCUCUUGGUGUUUCAUACAAAAAAUUGUUACCUUAUAUUGUCUGUGAUAUAACUAAUAAAGACUGUAUGAUGAGGAAAUGUGAAAAAUGCUUAGCAAAGAGUCAAGCAUUAUACCCAAGAUCAAGAAAGGAAGACAUGAAUGAGGCAACAGAACUAUUUCUGGGCGAUUUUUCAGAAAACUUUAAGUUUGUAGUUCAGGAUGAAGUGCAAAGCUUUCAUUGGACAAAUUUACAAUGUACACUUCAUCCAGUGAUUAUUUAUUUCAAAAAAAAAAGCAUUCUCAAGCACAAUUCCAAUUGUAUUAUUUAGGAUGAUAUGAUCAAUGAUGUAAACAUGGUUUAUAAAAUUAUUAUGGUUGUUUGCAAUGAUAUAAAAACAAAUUUGCCUUAAAUAAAAAACGUUGAACUAAAAUUGAAUUGAAAAAAUACUUUUUAGAUGGGUGUGCAGGUUAAUAUAAGAAUUGCAAAAAUAUGUCAAAUCCUUGUUUCCAUUGUGAAGAUUUUGGUUUUACUGCUAAAUGGAACUUUUUUGCAGCUAGUCAAAGAGAUAUGAAUAAUCAUAUUUUAUCUCCACAAACAGUGUAUAAAUAUUGCAAUGAAAACAUUGAAGGCAUAAAUUUCAUAUAUAUUUCAUCAGAAGAUUUAACUUUGGUGAGACUGCUAAUACAAUACCUGGAACACGUAGUUACCAUCAGCUUGUACCACUUGGCCAUCAAAAGGUAGGCACUAAACUAUGCAGUGUUGAUGAAGAAUUUGCUUUAAUUCAUGACUUGGGAAAUAUCCGGAUAACGGCUGUAAACCUUGUACCAGGUGAUUCCUAUGAGCAAAAGUGGUGGAUAGGAGUCAUUGAAGAUAUUAAUUUAGAAGAAAAAGAUGUGCUUGUAAAACUUAUGUGUCCUAAUAGUUGUGCACGGUCAUAUAAAUGGCCACCAAAGGAAAGCCAAUGCUGGAUUCCUGAUGUCCACAUUAUUUGCAAAGUUGAGGUACCGAUAAGAAAAACAGGACUUUGCUACUAUUUAGCCAAAGAGGACUUAAAAAAAAUUACUUUUCUAAGGAAGUAGAGUUUUAUAUUUAUGAUUCUAUUAUGUCUUAUCUAUUCUUUUUUAAAUAUUAUGUUUUGUGAACCAACUUGUAAAUA